AUGGAUGUCCACAUCCGUGGAUGGAUAUUGACAUCCGUUAAAGGACAAAUGGAUGUUGAUAUCCGUUCACGGAUGUUGACAUCCGAAUCGAGGGUCCACUCGCUCGACACUGUCACCAAACCAAAACCCGGCGGUUUCAGUUCCGGAAAAGCGGCCAAGAAGAAGAAGCAGCCGAAGGAUGACCCGAGGACGGUCGAAAACGGGCUUCGGUUCAAUUUCAUGGAGGAGCUCAUGGAUCGGGCCCGGAACCGCGACUCAAACGACGUGUCGGAAGUCAUAUACGACAUGAUCGCCGCGAGCCUCAACCCUGACCCUCGGUCAUUUCAUGGAUUGGUAGUGUCGCACACCCUCAACGGCCAUGAAGAAGCCGUGAUGGAAUCGUUGAGAAGAGAGUUGGCUGCAGGGCUUCAAUCGGUUCACGAGACAUUCAUGGCAUUGGUAAGGUUAUUUGGGUCUAAAGGUCGCGCAAUUAGAGGUCUCGAAAUACUUGGAGAUAUGCAAGACCUAUAUUAUGAUAUUCGCUAA
This is a messenger RNA of Vigna umbellata (rice bean), 525 nucleotides long. RefSeq lists its product as uncharacterized. The record is from RefSeq and is a predicted model, not a curated record. Gene Ontology annotation, molecular function: protein binding. Lineage: Eukaryota; Viridiplantae; Streptophyta; Magnoliopsida; Fabales; Fabaceae.